Sclerotinia sclerotiorum 1980 UF-70 is the source of this 1143-nucleotide messenger RNA. Its product is annotated as endo-polygalacturonase. The record is from RefSeq and is a predicted model, not a curated record. Gene Ontology annotation, molecular function: polygalacturonase activity. Gene Ontology annotation, cellular component: extracellular region. Gene Ontology annotation, biological process: pectin catabolic process. The coding region runs from base 1 to 1143 and encodes 380 amino acids. NCBI's taxonomy places the organism in Eukaryota, Fungi, Ascomycota, Leotiomycetes, Helotiales, Sclerotiniaceae. The transcript has a single exon.
AUGGUUCACAUUCUUUCCUCGGCCUUGAGCCUCCUUGCGCUGGGCGCAGCUGUGUCUGCCGCUCCAGCACCAGCACCAACUGCUGCACCAAACGUUGCCGAUGCUCUUGCAGCAGUCGAGAAGAGGGCCGGUUCCUGCACCUUCUCCGGAUCCAGCGGUGCCGCUGCUGCCAUCAAGUCCAAGGCUUCCUGCGCAACCAUCGUCAUCAGCGCCGUCGCCGUUCCAUCCGGAACCACCCUCGACUUGACUGGCCUCAAAUCUGGUACCCACGUUGUCUUCGAGGGUACUACCACCUUCGGUUACGAAGAGUGGUCCGGUCCUCUCGUCUCCGUCUCCGGAACUGACAUCACUGUUACCGGUGCCUCCGGAAGCGUUCUCGAUGGUAACGGAGCCAAGUACUGGGAUGGCAAGGGUACCAACGGUGGAAAGACCAAGCCAAAGUUCUUCUACGCUCACUCCUUGAAGGGCAAGUCCUCCAUCAACAACGUCAAGAUCUUGAACUCCCCAGUCCAAGUUUUCUCCAUCAACUCUGCCUCUGGUCUUACUCUCUCUGGUAUCACUAUCGACAACUCUGCCGGUAACUCCCUCGGACACAACACUGAUGCUUUCGAUGUUGGAUCUUCCACUGAUAUCACCAUCUCCGGCGCCAACGUUCAAAACCAAGAUGACUGUCUCGCUAUCAACUCCGGUACCGGCAUCACCUUCACCGGUGGAACCUGCUCCGGUGGUCACGGUCUCUCCAUCGGAUCCGUCGGUGGACGUUCCGACAACGUUGUCUCUGAUGUUAUCAUUGAAUCCUCCACCAUCAAGAACUCCGCCAACGGUGUCCGCAUCAAGACUGUUUCCGGUGCCACUGGAUCCGUCUCCGGCGUUACCUACAAGGACAUCACCCUCUCCGGUAUUACCAAGUACGGUGUUGUCAUCGAGCAAGAUUACGAGAACGGUUCCCCAACUGGAAAGCCAACCUCCGGUGUUCCCAUCACUGGUGUCACUCUCUCCAACGUUCACGGUACCGUCUCUUCCUCCGCUACCAACGUUUACGUUCUCUGCGCCAAGUGCUCUGGCUGGACCUGGGAUGUUAACGUUACUGGUGGUAAGACCUCCACCAAGUGCGCUGGUCUCCCAUCUGGUGUCAAGUGUUAA